AUGGAAGACAAAGCAGGGGUGCCUGCUGGACUCGACCUGCCUGACGAGGUGUGGGUUGCCGUGUUCGGGUUGCUGGAGCCCAUCCACACGGCCGCGGUCACCCUCACCUGCCGUCGGUGGCGCGCCGUGUUCCACUCCGACCCGCCCCUGUGGCGCGCCUUCCACGACCAACUGCUGGGCGGCCCCCUCGUGCCCGCCCUGCUCACCGCCCCCGCCCUGCCCCUCAACUACCCCGUCCACUUCACAGACUCCGAUGCCACGUCAGCAUUUGGCAGUGCCGCCUUCCAGACGGGCAUGGGCAGGUACCGAGUGGUCGGCAGGCCCUUCGAACGUGACCGGCUGAACCGCAGGCUGCGGCGAGUCGAGCACGAGGCCUGGUUCGGCGCCGACGAGUGGCGCGCAGCCUUGGAGUGGAAGGUGCGGCGCGUGCGCAAGUGGGGCGUGUCACCCGAGGGCCGGCUCGAGUGGGCCGCGCGGCUCGGGUGCACGCGGCUCGUGGCCACGCUCCUCCGGCGCUACUGGCGCGAGCUGUCGAUCACCGCCCGCGCCUCGACGGCCGUCACCAAGGCCCUCCGCGCUGCCGCCUGCGCCAAUGACGUUGAGAGCGUUGAGCCGACAAGAACAAGUUUGGGUCGCGGACUUGAAGAGGCACUGAUGGGCUAUGCGCCGAUGCUGGAGGCCGCGCGCUGGGGCAACCACGAGCUCAUUCAGCUCCUCCACGACCACAGCCUAACCGGCAACUCCAAAUCAGAGGCCUUUCCGGCGCUCCUUGUUGCGAGUUCGCUGGCAAAGCUCUACAGCCUCAGCAGCUCCACACUCGGAUUCGGAUUCGGCAUCCGCCCGGCCUUAACUCCUCAACAGUUCGUUGUGAUGCCCGACGUGGAGGCGCGAAGCGCGCUCUUUGGCCCCGAAUUCCACAAGACGCUGGCUCCCGGGGAGUUAUGCAACGCGCUGUGGUCGGCUGCGAAGGAGGGGCACAACGAGGUGAUCGAGUACCUGCUCGACUGCGGGGCCGAGGUGACGUCCCCCUCGCCCAUAGAGGCCUACGCGCGGCUGCCCAGCACGGCCCUGCGACCGGCCACCCUGAUGAGGCUCAUCACUGCCGUGCCUGACCCUAAUGGCGGGUUGUUGGCGGAAAUGCCUAUUCUGGUGUGGGAGAUCUACACGGCGCCUGGCCUCGCACCAUUGGAGGGCCGCGUCGCAGUGUACCGGCUGCUCGAGGAGCGAGGCGCCGACAUCAACGCCAUCUGCUUCGUCCCUGGCAUCGGCACCACGUCGCCCCUCCGCCACGCUGUGAGCAAGAGCAACGAAGAAAUGGUCGAGGCUCUACUGAAAUGCGGCGCCGAUCCACGGCGAUUGUUUGGACACUCCUGCUCGACCGACAAGGCCCAGCGCAUCGACGCGCUGCUGGCUGCGCACCGCGACGCGGGUGAUGCGGCGUCGCCCCGGGGCGUGACCUCUAAGCGCAAGCGCCCCAGUUCACCGACACCCCAGGCACACCAGACCGACGAGCCCGAGGCGCCCACCCACCAGAAACCCAAAAAACGCGCUGUGGACGAUCAGUCGUGCUAG
Molecule: messenger RNA, 1572 nt
Organism: Acanthamoeba castellanii str. Neff
Lineage: Eukaryota; Discosea; Longamoebia; Acanthamoebidae
Product: F-box domain containing protein
Exons: 8
Coding region: 1-1572 (523 amino acids)
Biological process (GO): positive regulation of transcription by RNA polymerase II
Cellular component (GO): nucleus
Molecular function (GO): transcription cis-regulatory region binding; protein binding
Source: RefSeq, a predicted model, not a curated record